Macadamia integrifolia is the source of this 1313-nucleotide messenger RNA. Its product is annotated as protein NDR1-like. The record is from RefSeq and is a predicted model, not a curated record. The coding region runs from base 215 to 850 and encodes 211 amino acids. The transcript has a single exon. Gene Ontology annotation, biological process: defense response to other organism. Lineage: Eukaryota; Viridiplantae; Streptophyta; Magnoliopsida; Proteales; Proteaceae.
CAGAAAUUGAAAGUCUUUGCCCUUUCCUGCAAUUUCCUCAUCUUAAGCUUCAAAGUCUUUUCAAAACUACAAAAAUCCCUAAUUGAUCCUGAUUCUUUCCUCUCUGAAAUCUUCGAUUCUGUCCUGAAAGAAGGAAAAUCUUUGCAAGCAAUACCCAAAUUCACAUUUUUUCUUUUUUCUCUUCCUUACUAUUUUGUUACACACACACACACACAUGUCGGAGUCGCCGAGCUGCUGCCAGUGUUGCACAAGCUUCAUCUUCACUCUUGGACUCACCUCUCUCUUCAUGUGGCUUAGCCUUCGUCCUUCUUCACCCUCCUUCUACAUACAGAACUUCUACGCCCCUGCCCUGAACAACACCACCAACACCACCGGUGCCACCAUUAACACCACCAUAAGCAUCGAUUUCAAAAUCAAAAACACCAACAAGGACAAGAGAGUUUACUACGAUGCCCUUAACAUCACCCUCUAUUAUCCCCAAAACCAAAGCAUCCCCGUUGGGAACACUUCGGUACCAGAGUUCCAACAGGGCCAUCACAAGACGGCCUCGAAGCCGGUGACCGUUCAGCCGGUGGAGAUUUCUUGGGAAGAUGCAGUGAAGAAUGUUUCGUCAAACGGGACGGUGCGUUUCACGGUGUAUUUGGCAACUUCUGUGAGGUAUAAGAUCAUUUGGUGGAUAACGCGAAGGCACAGGAUGAAGGUCCACGUAGAUGUGAACGUUGACAAGCAAGGCAAGCAAAUUGAAGAGAAACAUAUCAAGCUGAAAUCCGCCGCGCACGACGGCGGUAGUCACCGGCCCAGUUUCUCUGGGUUGUCGGCUUUUUUCUUCGUUUUGCUUACUGUUUGGUAGUUAAAAAGUUCGUUAAUUUAACUGUCGAAGCAAUUCAUCAAUUCCAAUCGGUAGCACCGAUUUACCCGGGCGCCUGAACCAUCUGCUUGGAGUUUCGAGGGCUGCGACGAAGACAUUUUUAAUGUAAGUAGAUCUUGGCCGUUGGAUAUUAUAAGAGACGGUACACUGAUUAAAAAAAGGUGGGCCACGAAAUACUAACCUAGGAAUUUACAAGUAACAGCCAGCAGGGGAAGAGACCAAAUCAGGUUCAAGUAUGAUAUUGUUUGUUCUCAAGGCCGGUACGUGUACUUGAGGUCAUGAUUACAUUGAAUUUAAUAUGAUCGGAAAUAUAAGACUUUUGUGAUGAUAAUAAUACGACUUUGUAUAUUUUGUGUUAAAUGAGACCACUUGUGUCAAACUAAGAGGGUGAGGUAUUUAGAGACUCGAGAGUUUUGAUGAACCUGUUUCAGGAACAAUUGCUUAG